Lolium perenne is the source of this 533-nucleotide messenger RNA. The record is from RefSeq and is a predicted model, not a curated record. Lineage: Eukaryota; Viridiplantae; Streptophyta; Magnoliopsida; Poales; Poaceae.
CUUUAUUCUCCUAAUCAUUGAGCUAUGCUUGUGCAGCUUUCACUUUAUUCUCCUAAUCAUUCAGCUUAAGAAAGGAGUCGUACUUGUAAUGGACUCGAAACGUUAUGAACAUGCGGAAUGGGAGAACAUGGCUAAGCUGCUCCAGAGGGCUUGGAAACGGUUCAUCAAUGUUGUUCCAGGUGAAUGGAAACCGGAGCUUACAUUUGAAGAUUAUCCUUGUAUGAGGCAGGAACGCGGGAAUAACUUAUGUGGAUACUACGUUUGCGACUUCAUUCGUGAGAUGGCUGUUUACAGGGAUGCGGAGGACGCUAUACACCACUCUCGUAUGAUAAGCUUGCGGGACUCUCUCAUAACGGAGGCUCGCAUACGAGCAAUCCAAGAGGAACUCGCGGGAUUCUUUCUUAACGAGGCCCUUUCGCCAAAAGGAGAAUACUAUCGGCAGUACAUAGAUCUUACUGACACAAAGAGGACCGACAUUAAUGUACUGUAAACAAUGCAUGCAUUACGUGUACUGUUGACGAUGUCUAUAUAUU